Messenger RNA from Suillus paluster, 2176 nucleotides. RefSeq lists its product as uncharacterized. The coding region runs from base 368 to 1765 and encodes 465 amino acids. The record is from RefSeq and is a predicted model, not a curated record. The transcript is spliced from 4 exons. Gene Ontology annotation, cellular component: ubiquitin ligase complex; cytoplasm. Gene Ontology annotation, biological process: ubiquitin-dependent protein catabolic process; protein polyubiquitination; positive regulation of proteasomal ubiquitin-dependent protein catabolic process. Gene Ontology annotation, molecular function: ubiquitin protein ligase activity; ubiquitin conjugating enzyme binding; zinc ion binding. NCBI's taxonomy places the organism in Eukaryota, Fungi, Basidiomycota, Agaricomycetes, Boletales, Suillaceae.
GGCUCUCACGCUGCACAGGCUUGACUCUUUCUUCCUUGCCAUCAUGAACGUCGCUGGUCCCUCACGACUGCGUCCGGUCCCUGGUCCAAGAGAAAGAGACAACUACGAGGAGGAUCUUGCCCGUAUGAUCGCUCAACUUGAACUUGCUGACCUCGAGAGAUUACAGACUGUAUAUGAUAACAAAGAGCGUCGAGGAGGACUCUCUGACCGUGAAGUUGCUUUCACAUUGUUGAUGCAGAAUGCUCGAGAGCUUGCGGAGUUCAAUUCUGAUCGGGCCUUUGCCCAGCGACUUGCUGUUGAACAAGGUGGAGAGCCUCAUCCGGCGCCUAGGUAAAGCCAUGUAUUGCAUAAUACACCAAAGCUCACAAUGAGUAGGCCGGCAACAGUCGUGCAACGAGGUGUUGCGCCCCAACCCGCCAUCAGAAACACUACAUCACAGGCGCAAACAUGGGGUCAAUGGUUUACAUCCCUUUUUUCGGCGCCCAAAUCCGGCGGUCAGACCCCAACAAAUCCAGUUCAAGCGCCCACCAUCGCAGCUAGAGCUCCUCCUCGUAGGGCUACCGGUCACGACUGUGUGAUCUGUCAGGAUCCUAUCUUCGGAGCGGAAGUUCGGGCACCAUGUGGUCACUUUUAUGAUAUCGGCUGUAUCACCGACCUAUUCCAGUCAGCAACACGCGACGAGAGCCUGUAUCCUCCUCGGUGUUGUCGUCAGAACAUUCUACUCCCACAAGUUCGACCUCACUUGACGCAGGCAGUGCUUACUGAGUUUGAACUCAAAGCUCAGGAAUUCGGAACCCUGAAGCGCGUUUAUUGUGUUGCACCAACGUGCAGUCGUUUCCUCGGGCCAUUAUAUGAAGGGUUCUUCAGCAAGGUCUUUACAUGCCCGUCCUCUACAUGCACGACGACGACAUGUGGAAAAUGUCGCGGGAGAUAUGAAGGAUUCACUCACCUCUGCACUCCCGAUGUGGAGGCCGAGCAAGUGCUCGCCCUAAGCCGCACCUCGGGGUGGUCACGCUGUCCAGGCUGUGCUCAGAUGAUCGAGCUUAACAUGGGGUGUUUCCACAUGACCUGCCGAUGCAGGACGGAGUUUUGCUAUCUGUGCAGAGCACUCUGGAAGUCCUGCAGGUGUCCGCAGUGGGACGAGAACAGGCUGCUUGCUGCGGCAGAGCGUCGUGUAGAUGCUCAGCUGCCGCCCGCACGUCGUGCGCAGCCUGUUAAUCCUCCCCAACAGGCACCUGCAGUGCGCCGACCAGCGCCUGCUGUCGGCGCUGUCAGGAUCCAACCUGUUAAUCCACCUAGGCCAGCGCCUGCUGCCGGCGCUGUCAGGAUCCAGCCUGUUAAUCCAAUCAGACCGGCACCUGCAGCAGCGCCCAUACAAGCACCAGCACCCCCUCCUGCCCCACCGCGUCCCUGGGCCACACUUCUCCGUGAAGAGGCACCAGCACCAGCACCUCCUCCAGCACCCUCUUCCCGAUCCAGGACUCGUCGUGCUGAGGCGAAUGCUCUAUGGUUCACGGGAAUGCCAGUGCCACAGCCCGCACCUACUGCCACCACAGCGGGCGAUGGGCUCUCUGUCAGAGAGCGUAUGAUAAGGGAGACCAUGGAGCGUCUCAGAGUUGAUCAUGACUGUGAGCACACAAGCUGGAAGUACCGUGGUGGUGGCGGACGUUGUGAGAGCUGCUAUAUGCAUCUUCCACUAUACCUCUUCCGAUGUGGAGGGUGUCAAUUCCUCGCUUGUAAUAGGUGUCGGCGAAACCGUCUGUGAAAAAUGAAUCCAAAUUGCCCUCGGUGGGUCUCGAUGCUUUUUCUGAUCAAUGCAAAUUAUGCUUUGAUCUUGAAACGCAUUGUUCCCAGGCACUGUACAAUCCAUAGUAUAGAAUGGACGACUUCUUUCAUCGUCUGUGGCAUGUCAAGGGGAGAUUUGUACAAUCACAUUUGCUGGUAGCCGAAACAAUUAUUAGCACCCCGUCUUGGGCCUUGUGACCUCAGGAAUGAUUUGCGCAGACCAUUCGGAGAUCAUUGUGCUAAGUAAACCCGUCACCAGUCUUAGAAUGAUCCAGCUGGUAGUCACAACGAUACUUAGUGUUGAUAGUAUCUCAAAGGUAGCGACUAUCGCACUUGGUAAAGCAGGACAUGCCCAGCUUGAGGUUAGACUCUCUGUCUAUGUCCUCGAGAG